Messenger RNA from Brassica oleracea var. oleracea, 819 nucleotides. Its product is annotated as protein GLUTAMINE DUMPER 3-like. The coding region runs from base 91 to 534 and encodes 147 amino acids. Gene Ontology annotation, biological process: regulation of amino acid export. Lineage: Eukaryota; Viridiplantae; Streptophyta; Magnoliopsida; Brassicales; Brassicaceae. The record is from RefSeq and is a predicted model, not a curated record. The transcript has a single exon.
UAACCAAAACAUUUUCUAUUAGGUAAAAAAAAAAAAAAUCUCAAAACCACUUAUUUUGUUCUUUCUUUCUCUUUCUCUCGGUGUAAGAAAAUGGAAGGGAGACAAUAUUACGCUCCAAGAGAAAACGUAGACGGGAACAGAACAGCCAUGGGAGGACCUCACUCGCCGUGGCAUUCACCGGUUCCUUAUCUCUUCGGUGGUUUAGCUGCGAUGCUUGGUCUCAUCGCCUUUGCUCUUCUAAUCCUCGCUUGCUCUUAUUGGCGUCUCUCCGGUUAUCUCGACGGUGAGGAAAAUCAGAGCAGGGAUAGAGAUCUUGAAGCUGGAGAUGCGAAACCUGAGAAGGAGGUGAAGGCUGUAGCUUUGCCAGAGAAGUUCUUGGUGAUUAUGGCCGGAGACGUGAACCCCACUUACUUGGCGACGCCGGUAGAAAAAAGCUGUACGUGUGACGAUGAUGAAGAUGAAGAUGGUGAUGACGUGGAGGGUAAUGAUCAGGUGGUGCGGCAGAGUAGUGAAAGUAACGGUGCGACACAUUGAGAAACAGAGUAUGUAAAAGGACAAACAGAGGAUCAUCUAUUUUGAACAGUUCUGAAGAACCUGUAUGCAUCUGACCCGGUUGCUUCUGUUAACCGGGUCAGGCCAGAGCUCUGCAUGAUGAGUCUGGCAAAUGGAAUUGGGUUGUAUUCUGAUUAACAAUGUUUAUUUAAUCUAAGCUUUUGCAUCAUUAAUUUGUUUAGCCUUUUUAUUUGUAAGUUAUUAUGGAAAAUUCCGGAAAAUGUAAAAUUCCUGAGACUCAAAUUUCAAUGGAACAUUUAUUUUAUA